GCAGACUAGUGAAUGAAUCUCCGAUGGAGCAGAGUCAGAAACCAAAGAGUUGCCAGCCUGAUUCAGGGCUUUGGGGCUCCAGAGAAGGAUACAGUCCAGAGUUUACGAGGGGAGGAGGAGGAAUCAGACCAGCAGCAUGCGGCUACAAAAGAAAGAUCAGAAACAUUUGGAAACUGGCUGACCGAAAAAGAAGGUGGUUAAUUUCUGCAAAAUACUGGUGGAAAUCAACAGAUGAGGCAGCAAAUAUGGAGAGGAAUAAACAGUCUACCUUUAGGCCGAGCCCCUUCAGUAUGCCUAGACUGUGUACUCCUCUGCUUAGUUGCUUCCUGAACUGCAGAGCUCCUUCAGCAUUUUGUGUGUGUACGUCUCUGUAUUUCCAGUAACUGCAGAAUCUCUCGUGUUUCACAUCUGCAUUUUACUUUGGUAUGAGAUACACGUUGAUAUUGAGUAUAUUGUUUAUGGGAGCCGCUUUCUGCGUUAAAACAGCUGCUGAUUUUUCUAUACACACGAAAAAAAAGAGGUAUGGACAUUGAACCAGUGCUUGCAAAAAUGUUUAAUAGCGUCGUGAUUACCCAUAAGGCCAUGCGUAAUAGUUUUUGGCCGGCGCUGAAGCACCGAUCGAAUGAGCAGGCGUCAGGGCUGUUGACGUCACUGUGUACACGUAUGCGCGCAGUACAGAAAAGGCCUUGGAAAAUUUCAAUGCAGGUUAAAAAUGACAAGGAAUUUGUCCAUGGGAAUUCCAACAAAACACACCAGUUUUGCUGUCUGUGUCCAGAUAUUUAAGAAGUGGAGCAAGGGGUUCACUCGAUCAUCCUUCCUACUCAGACGGUGGGGAGGGAUUCACUCGAUCAUCUGACUAACUGGCACAUCUGUCAAUUUACACGGGGGAUCCCAUUCAUCUGCUCAGAAGGUGGGAAUGAAUUCAGUCUGUCAUUUCAACUGAAGGUACAUCAGCAAGUUCAUAAUGGGCAAGGCCAUUCACCUGUUCUGUGGGAGAGAAGGGAUUCAGCUCGUCAUCCCACCUGUGGACACACCAGUCAGUUCACACUGGGCAGAGGCUGUACAUCUGAACUUGUGGGGAAGGAUUCACUCAGUCAUCUGACCUAAUGGCUCACCAGCGAGUUCACACCGGGGAGCAGCCAUUCACCUGCUCAGACUGUGGGAAACAAUUCACUUACUCAUCUAAGCUGAAGGUACAUCAGCGAGUUCACACUGGGGAGAGGCCGUUCAUCUGCUCGGACUGUGGGAAGGGAUUCACUCAGUCAUCCACCCUACAGAGUCACCAACGAGUUCACACUGGGGAGAAGCCGUUCACCUGCUCAGACUGUGGGAAGGGAUUCACUCAGUCAUCCAGCCUACAGAGUCAUCAACGAGUUCACACUGGGGAGAGGCCAUUCACCUGCCCAGACUGUGGGAAGGGAUUCACUUUAUUAUCUCACCUACAGAGACACCAAUCAGUACACACUGGAAAGAGGCCGUUCACUUGCUCAGUCUGUGGGAAGACAUUCACUCAGUCAUCCCACCUACAGAGUCACCAGCGAGUUCACACUGGGGAGAAGCCGUUCACCUGCUCAGAGUGUGGGAAAGGAUUCACUUGGUCAUCUGAUCUACUGAGACACCAGCGAUUUCACACUGGGGAGAAGCCAUUCACCUGCCCAGACUGUGGGAAAGGAUUCACUUUAUUGUCUCACCUACAGAGACACCAGUCAGUACACACUGGAAAGAGGCCGUUCACCUGCUCAGUCUGUGGGAAGGCAUUUACUCAGUCAUCCCAUCUACAGAGUCAUCAACGAGUUCACACCAGGGAGAGGCCAUUCUCCUGCUCAGACUGUGGGAAGAGAUUCACUCAGUUAUCCGAACUACAGAGUCACCAACGAGUUCACACUAGGGAGAAGCUGUUCACCUGCUCAGACUGUGGAAAGCGUUUCACUAGAUCAUCCACCCUAUUGGCACACCAGUCAGUUCACACUGGGGAGUGGUCAUUCACCUGCUGUGAGUGUGGGAAGGGAUUCACUCGGUCAUCUCAUCUACUGAAACACCAGCGAGUUCACUCUGGGUAGCGGCCAAUCACCUGCUCAAACAUUGGAAAGAGAUUCUCUUAGCCAUCUCCACCAAAUGAGCAUCAGUGAAUUCACACUGGGGAGAGGCUGUUCACCUGUUGUGAAUGUGGGAAGGGAUUCAUUCAGUAAUCUAACCUUGUGACACACUACCAGGAUUACACUGGGGAGAAAGUUUCAGGAAGCUGCAUGCUGGAGAUUUGUCCAUCACUGUUGCUGAAUGCAAUUUCAAGAGUGACUGUCGGUGCUGAAUUCUGCAAUUAUUGCUGCUGCUCACCACAUCCAGUUCUGCACACUGGUCACUGGGCACAGGAGGAGAUUCAUAUAACCACAUAAUAAUUACAGCACAGAAACAGGCCAUCUUGGUCUAAUCCGUGCCGAACACUUACUCUCACCUAGUCCCAAUGGCACACACUCAGCCCAUAACCCUCCAUUCCUAUCCUGUCCAUAUACCUAUCCAAUUUUACUUUAAAUGACAAUACCAAACUUGUUUCUACCACCUCUACUGGAAGCUCGUUCCACACAGCUACCACUUUCUGAGUAAAGAUAUUCCCCCUGGUGUUAUCCUUAAAUUUUUGCCCCCUAACAUGUACUUUUGUUUGAAUCUCCCCUGCUCUCAAUGGCAAUAGCUUAUCCACGUCAACUCUAUCUAUCCCCCUCAUAAUUUUAAAUACCUCUAUCAAGUUCCUCCUCAACUU
This is a messenger RNA of Hypanus sabinus (Atlantic stingray), 2755 nucleotides long. RefSeq names its product oocyte zinc finger protein XlCOF6-like. The coding region runs from base 1107 to 2060 and encodes 317 amino acids. Lineage: Eukaryota; Metazoa; Chordata; Chondrichthyes; Myliobatiformes; Dasyatidae. The record is from RefSeq and is a predicted model, not a curated record. The transcript is spliced from 2 exons.